AUGGAAAUACUCAAAUUAUUUAGUUCUAAACUAGUGUUGGUGGAGGCAGUGCUGGGCGUGUCCAUCUCUCAGGUGGGGAUCGAUGACUGUCCCCACACAGACUGCAGUCAGUCUGGAGGCUGCAGCACCGAGGUCUCGUUCAGCCAGGCCCCGGUGCCUCUCAGCUCUAGUAACACCUCUCUGGUGUCACUGGCAACCUCGACAACAGCACGAUGUGGCUGCAGAGGCCGAGAGGCCAUCCAUCUGCCCUGCUCUGCCUACCCCACCAGCCCCUGUCUUAACGGGGGCACCUGCCAGGAUGGACCACUGGGAUACAGGUGCAAGUGUCCGCCCAUGUUUGACGGCCCCGAGUGCCAGCAGACCAAACACAGCUUCAGUGGUGAAACAUUGUGA
Molecule: messenger RNA, 393 nt
Organism: Monopterus albus (swamp eel)
Lineage: Eukaryota; Metazoa; Chordata; Actinopteri; Synbranchiformes; Synbranchidae
Product: neural-cadherin-like
Exons: 5
Coding region: 1-393 (130 amino acids)
Molecular function (GO): calcium ion binding
Source: RefSeq, a predicted model, not a curated record